This is a messenger RNA of Manis javanica (Malayan pangolin), 2776 nucleotides long. NCBI's taxonomy places the organism in Eukaryota, Metazoa, Chordata, Mammalia, Pholidota, Manidae. The record is from RefSeq and is a predicted model, not a curated record.
GCCGGGGGCUGGGCGCGCCACGCAGCAGGGCCGGAGCGGCCGCGGCGCUCGGCAGAGCGUGGAGAGGGCUUUCAGAUUUGCCUCUGGGUCCUUGCUCGGUUCUGGUCGAUUAUCUGCAGCAGCACCGUCCAAGGAAACCUCACAGAAACAUGAAGCGCUCAACCAUCUGGAGCUCAGAAACUCAUUCGCGGCUGACUGCGGCUUCUAGAACCUCCAGGUGUUUUGCAGAUGCGCCACCACCACCGCCAGCAUCUUCUUGCAAACUCCACCACUACUCUCCAGGGACUACCAGCAUUGAGCAAAAGGGAGCCCCCAGAAAAGUCCCCAGCCGUGGCCCAGCACCACCCUGGACAACCAGAAUCCUCCCCUCCCCACCAUGGGCUGGCUUUUUCUAAAGGUUUUGCUGGUGGGGAUGACAUGGGGUGGGGUGACCUGGGAGCAAACUGGGCAGAAACGAAGGACACUGCCAACCUUGAUAAGAUGGCUGCAGAAGGAAUGAGGUUUGUGGAUUUCCAUGCAGCUGCCUCCACCUGCUCCCCAUCCAGGGCCGCCCUCCUCACCGGCCGACUAGGCCUUCGCAAUGGAGUCACGCACAACUUUGCCGUCUCCUCUGUGGGAGGCCUUCCGCUCAACGAGACCACCUUGGCCGAGGUGCUGCAGCAAGCUGGCUACGUCACCGGCAUGAUAGGCAAAUGGCAUCUUGGGCACCAUGGCUCUUAUCACCCCAACUUCCGUGGUAAGAAUUCUUUGGGGAAUUUGUUACCUGGGAAACAAAGAUCUCUGUGUAAAAGGAUUCCAUUAACAUGUUUUCAUUACUACUAUGGAAUCCCAUACAGCCACGAUAUGGGCUGUACUGACACUCCAGGCUACAACCACCCGCCUUGUCCACCGUGUCCCCGGGAAGAUAGACCGUCAAGGAACCUUGAGAGGGAUUGUUACUCUGAUGUGGCCCUUCCUCUCUACGAAAACCUCAACAUCGUGGAGCAGCCCGUGAACCUGAGCAGCCUUGCCCAGAAGUAUGCCGAGAAAGCUACCCAGUUCAUCCAGCAUGCAAGCACCAGUGGAAGGUCCUUCCUGCUCUAUGUGGGCCUGGCCCACAUGCAUGUGCCCUUGCCCAGGACCCAGCGAUCCGCACACCCACGGGGCCAGAGGCUGUACGGUGCAGGUCUCCGGGAGAUGGACAGCUUGGUGGGCCAAAUCAAGGACAAAGUUGACCGCACAGCAAAAGAAAACACAUUCCUCUGGUUUACAGGAGACAACGGUCCGUGGGCUCAGAAGUGCAAGCUGGCGGGUAGCGUGGGUCCCUACACUGGAUUGUGGCAAACUCAUCGAGGGGGAAGUCCAGCCAAGCAGACCACCUGGGAAGGAGGGCACCGGGUCCCGGCUGUCGCUUACUGGCCUGGCAGGGUCCCCAUCAAUGUCACCAGCACUGCCUUGUUGAGUGUGCUGGACAUCUUCCCCACGGUGGUCGCCCUGGCCGGGGCUGGCCUGCCCCAAGGCCGGCACUUCGACGGUCUGGAUGUCUCUGAAGUGCUCUUUGGCCGGUCUCAGACUGGGCACAGGCUGGGGACAUCAAGUCCUUGAAGUUCAAAACCGACAGCUGUGCUGGGCCUUCUGCUUCUGAUCUUGACAGGUGGAAGCUGGAGCGGUGAGGUCCCCACCCAUCAAGUCACUUCUCAGCCCCAGGUUGCUCUGACCCUGUCCAAAAAUUGUCAACAAAGGGAAGGCUUCUUUAAUGGCUCUGCACUUGUCCGGCCCGAACCAGACUGGGGCUGCUGGGGGCCCUAAAUGCUUGGCGCACCCCUGGAGGCCAUACCCGGAGGAAGCAGAAGCUGGGUUUUAGUCCUGACACUUCUCUUAGGGAGGCCCCUAGUGGCGAAAGAGGCCACCUGGAGUGGCUGGCGAACAGCCCACCCCUUUGAGGAACUCCAGCUGUGUACCCGCCAUGGAGGGGCUUUGAAAGGGAUGCUACAGAAGCUCCAGCCCCCAGGGCCCGAGAUAAGGAGAUGCUAGCCGGCUUAAAAAAUAAAAUAAAACCAAGCAAACAGGUGAGAAAGGCAAUCAAAAAGGCGCAACAUGUUUGCUGAAGAUAAAGUUAUCUUUGAAAUUUGGACCGGGUGGCCUCUGGAGAGGAAAUGUCUUCAGUUGUGAUUCAUGUGUAAAUUUGCCAACCUCCUUCCUAUGUCCAUAUAAACAAGAACGCCAUAAUCAGCCUGCUCAAAAGAAGGAAAAACAGCAUAUACGAGUUCCCCCAAAUCCAUCCACAUUUCUGAGAGUGAGCCAUCCCGAAGCUUUGCGGCCUCUCGGAUUUUGGAAGUUGCCUCUGACAAUACCACGUGAAUGCCCUGAACGAGGCAGCCACCCUUAAUGGUGUUUCGGUUCCUGAUUCUCAAAUACCAAUGGUUUGAACCAGCGGACCUUGACUCCCAUCUUCUGGAUGUCGGAGAGCAUCAGAGAUACGUUGACAAUAGGGUUUCCAAGUCUCCCACUUCCUGCCUUCCCCAGAAGGAAACAAAACAGCCUCCUGCGGCGAGAGCUUGGCUUCCUGCGGAGCUGGAAGAAGUGAGGGUUUUGAGUUACGACUUCUUUUCCUGUUUGGAAGGAGCCCGCUGUCAUCACGGGGGCUGGGGAGCUUGUAGGGCUGUCACGAGAGCACAGAGCACGGAAGCAGCAGGUGUGGGCGGAGCCCCGCCCUGGGCGGCAUCCUCUCAGAGCCGGGAAACUUGGGGGGACAGCUGUUUGCGGCUCCAACAGAUGUUCCUCAUUUUUUUUUUUU